AUGGAUCGCCUAUUGAGGACAGCCAAGAUACCAGAUGACGACCGAGUCGAUAUUGUGCAGCUACAACUUAGUAAUGUAGCCAGAACAUGGUGGGAUACAGAGGAGGAGAAGCUGCCUAAGCCAGUUUCAUUGGAGACAUUCCGGGAGAGUUUCCUAGAGGCAUUUUUUCCGAAGACAGCUCGUCUUGAGAUGCAAAGACAGUUUGUUAUGCUAAGACAGAGAGCUAGUACUGUAGAUGAGUAUGCAGCAGAAUUUUCCAAGCUCAGCAGGUUUGCCCUGGCGAUGGUGUCGAAUAAGGUGGAUAAGGGACAAAGGUUCAUGCAGGGUCUAAAUUUUGAGAUCCAGACUCAGAUUUAUAGUCAGAAGGGGGUUGAGACUUAUGCGGAUGUCCUAGAGGCAGCUCGGAAAGCAGAACAGCUGAUUGGGAUCAUGAGCUCAGUGAAGAGAGGGGAAAACAAGCGCCCUGCAGGACAGAACUCAGGAGGCAACCAGCAGAAGCCUCAAACCGGAGGAGCACCAGCCAAGCGCCAGCAGAUAGGGACUCCAAGACCAGCUCCACAACCAACCAACAUGAUUUGUCAUUUAUGCAGCAAGCCGGGGCACAUAAUGAAGGACUGCAAGAGAGCUAACGGGUUAUGCCUAGCAUGUGGGGCGGCAGAUCAUCAGCUUUCCACUUAUCCCAGUAAAGGAGUUUUAAGAGGAUAUUCAGGUAGAGCGAUAGUGCCAGCAAGGCAGGCUAGACCGGGUGGGCAACAGUUGAGGCCACUACUUCCUACGCAGCAGCAGAUGUUUCAAGGACAUCAGAGGGGUCAGCAAUUUCAAGGCCAGAGAUAG
Messenger RNA from Asparagus officinalis (garden asparagus), 834 nucleotides. RefSeq lists its product as uncharacterized. The transcript has a single exon. NCBI's taxonomy places the organism in Eukaryota, Viridiplantae, Streptophyta, Magnoliopsida, Asparagales, Asparagaceae. Gene Ontology annotation, molecular function: zinc ion binding; nucleic acid binding. The record is from RefSeq and is a predicted model, not a curated record. The coding region runs from base 1 to 834 and encodes 277 amino acids.